UGCGCCCCACGUGUUGUUGUCUUCCUUUCAUUUCUGAGCCAGGCAGAAGGCGGCAUGACUUCGAAGCGACGCAACAAUGGCCGGUCGAAGCACGGGCGGGGCCACACCAAGCCAGUGAGGUGCACCAACUGUGGCCGCUGUGUGCCCAAGGACAAGGCCAUCAAGAAAUUCCAGAUCCGAAACAUUGUGGAGGCCGCCGCGGUGAAGGACAUCAAUGAGGCCUCCGUCUAUACCAUGUACCAGUUACCCAAGCUGUACAUCAAACAGCACUACUGUGUGUCCUGCGCCAUUCACUCCAAGGUGGUGCGAAACAGGAGCCGCAAGGCAAGGAAGAUCCGCACCCCUCCCCCACGCUUCCCCAGGGCCCAGGUCAACACCCCUCGCCCUUAGGCCGGCAGAGCACAGCGUUAGCAAGAGGAGGAGGACAGUCAAAAAACACUUCACUCUUUCCAUCAUGAGCCAGCAAACUUGUCUUGGCUGGAUUCAAUAAAGGAGUUGAAAUGA
Portunus trituberculatus (swimming crab) is the source of this 504-nucleotide messenger RNA. RefSeq names its product 40S ribosomal protein S26-like (gene RpS26). Gene Ontology annotation, molecular function: structural constituent of ribosome; mRNA binding. The transcript is spliced from 4 exons. Bases 55 to 390 code for a protein of 111 amino acids. Gene Ontology annotation, cellular component: ribosome; cytosolic small ribosomal subunit. NCBI's taxonomy places the organism in Eukaryota, Metazoa, Arthropoda, Malacostraca, Decapoda, Portunidae. Gene Ontology annotation, biological process: translation. The record is from RefSeq and is a predicted model, not a curated record.